AUGAAUAAAAUAAUAUUGUCAAUAGUGUUUACUACUCUGUUGAUUGCUUACAUCGUGAUAGACAUAGCUUUUAAUGAUGAACUCUGGGAUGUUAGCAAGUCGUUUGCGAUAUCAAUGCAAAAAACUAUUCCUCUUUUCGAGCAGCUAUUUUAUGAAUUCUUCUCAGACAUUGUCAUCAUUCCACCAAUAGCAGCAUUUUAUUGUUUCGUAUAUGACGACAAUAAAUUAAAUGCAUUGCUUUAUUUGGGUGUUGUAAUAACAAGUGUAACAACAAAUGAGAUUUUAAAAAACAUUUACCAUUAAGCAAGACCAUACAUGAUUGAACCUGAAAUUAGGAGUUUAAAAUGCAACUCAGACUACGGUAAACCAUCGGGACACUCUCAAAACUCUAUUGUUAUGCUUAUUCUUAUGCCUGUGUUGCUUUUCCCAUCAAUUAGAUAACUAAGAAGGCAUAGAAUUUAGGUUGAUUUUUAAGAUAAUAAUGAGAAAGUAGAACCUCCUACAGGGUAUACAAUAUAUACUGAGAAAAAUUCAGAGUUAGGAAAUAGUUAAUACUAAGUAAAUACCAAUCUUUAAUCUAAAUUUAAAAUUGCAAUGAAAGUGAUCCUAAUAUUAUUCAUCCUUUUAAGCAUAGUGUUGACUGGAAUAUCUAGAGUAUUUCUUGGAGUUCAUUCUUUAGGAUAAGUACUCCUUGGUUGGGUUUGGGGCCUAUAUAUAACUUUAAUGUAUAUUUUUGUAAUUCAUGCAUCAUUAAGAGAAUACAUAUUAAAUUUGGUAAAUCCCAAAAGGAGUAGAUUAGAGGAAAUGAAUCAUAUUAUUCCUAUGGCAUUUUUCCUAUUGAUAGUUUUAUUGGGAUUAUCCUUGGGAUUAUUAAAAAUGAAUUCAUUAUACUAUUAUGAUAAAAACGAUAUGAGUAAAUGGAUAGCAAGAAUCAAUGAAUGCAAAUCAACUCAUUACACUAAGGAAUCCCCUUAAAUAUUAUAUAAUUCCUGUUUUUAGUUUACAGGAGUAGGAGCUCUAAUUACUGGAUUAUUAGUUGGUGCUGUGUUAGUGUAGGGUUCUUAUGAAGAAGGGCUCUUUAAUAAGUGGAAGAAAAAGCUUUCAACAUUAUACCAUCUUAAGAGAUUCCUCCUAUUAUUACUUCCUUUUGUAAUUUUAAUACCCUUCUUAUUCAUUUCGUCUAAUUCUGUGGUUUUACAGAUGAUAUGCAAAAUACUUCCAUUGUGCUUUGGAGCAGGAUUUAUUGUCAAUGGAGCAUUUCCAUAUCUUUUAAGAAGAUUUAACUUACAAAUCCCUGGAGAUUUUCUAUUUUUCUGCCAAAGAAAAUAAUUAGAUGACGAAUAAAGUUAAGAUAGCUUGUAUUAAUAAAUAAAAGAGUAUAAUGAUUAAUAUUAAAUUAAGCUUUGA
Molecule: messenger RNA, 1407 nt
Organism: Paramecium tetraurelia
Lineage: Eukaryota; Ciliophora; Oligohymenophorea; Peniculida; Parameciidae
Exons: 6
Cellular component (GO): endoplasmic reticulum membrane
Molecular function (GO): sphingosine-1-phosphate phosphatase activity
Source: RefSeq, a predicted model, not a curated record